Molecule: messenger RNA, 1618 nt
Organism: Aspergillus pseudotamarii
Lineage: Eukaryota; Fungi; Ascomycota; Eurotiomycetes; Eurotiales; Aspergillaceae
Product: BAG family molecular chaperone regulator
Exons: 1
Coding region: 87-1244 (385 amino acids)
Molecular function (GO): protein-folding chaperone binding
Source: RefSeq, a predicted model, not a curated record
UUGAGAGGACAGCUGGGGCUUCUUCCUUAAUGACCUCAGCGUCCACCGCUCCAUUUUUUUGCCUCUUCUUUUAACAUAAUUCAUUGAUGACCCAACUGCUGUCGCACGAUUCUCAGUCCUUUCUGGGCGAGACUUGUGCAUUCUACCUGACUUACUUUAAAAACAAGUUUCCCACGUCCCUCAACACCAUUCAAGACAAAUUCGUCGCAACCAUCUCUGCUGAAACGCCUUUGUCCUUGCGCUCCCUUGGGCCCCCACCAACUUGGAUCACCGAAAACACUUUCGCCGCCGACAAUCUUACACUUGCUGCUACCAUCCUUGCUUGCGCACUAGCAGUAGCCAUUAUGUCCUGGCGCUCUCCGUUCAGUAACCUCUUCCGUCGCUCUCCACAGUAUUCCACGGUCUCCAAUACGCCGCAAGUCAGCGAUAGCGAUUACAGUUACAUCGUCGAUGGUGCGGCAGGCACAUAUGGAAAUCAAGACGACAAUGCGCCAGACACACUUCUCCUUAAACACAAAAGGAACGCAUAUGAGUUGAAUUUCCCGGCAUACGCCAUUAAUGAUGGGACGCUCAGCGUUCGCGAAUUGAGGCGGCGAGCUGCAGAAGCGACAGGCGCUCCCGACCCAAAGCGGGUCAAGCUACUCUACAAGGGCAAGCUUUUGGACGACGAUGACCUAUCCUGUCGGGAUGAGGGGCUCAAACAACAGUCGGAGGUGCUAUGCGUGGUAUCGGAGGUUGGAGAGAGCACCCCUAGCGAGGGGUCCGACGCGGAGGAUAAGGCCAGCGACUCGGCGCCUGCGGAUGAUGCGCCCCGGCCAAAGAGGAUUCGCAACCGGAAUAAGAACAAGAAGAACAAGAAUAAGAGAAAGAACAAGGAUGGCGCUGACACUCUCGCGCGGCCCACCGACCAGAAACCCUCUGCAUCCCCCAGCAGAUCGACGCUGCCAGCGCAAGCUCCCAACCUCAAAGCCUUCAGCACCCCACUUGAACAAGCACAGGCACUUUCAGCAUACUUUCAAAGAGAGCUGCUGCCACUUUGCGAUGAAUAUAUUGCCAAUACCCCGACCGAUCCUAAGUCGCGUGAAUUUGAGCAUGCGAAGUUGAGCGAGACGAUUCUGGCGCAAGUGAUUCUUAGGGCAGAUGGCAUUGAGCCCGAUGGGAACGUCGACGCUCGAAACGCGCGCAAGGCACUGGUCAAGGAAGCGCAGUCCACCCUCACCAAACUGGAUCAAGCAAAGGCAUGAUUGGCUAGCGCCUCACCGGUUCGAUGUUUGCUGUACAUUUUUUAUGUUACCAAGUUUAUAGCUAAUCACUUGAUGUCCUCAUCCAUCAUUGUAUAUGUCAUGAACAUAUUGGCAGAUAUUGUUGCUUGAUAUGAAUAUAGAAUCCGCGUCAUACUACCAUACUACAGUGCGCAUUAAAUGCAUCAUGAUGGUUCCUUCCAUGGCACUUACCCCUUUGGGUUGUGUAUCUGGAAGAUCCUACAUAGCCUUUAGCACUUAUUCUGAUCUUCCAGUGAUGUAUGAUUAGAUACUGUCGAUCGUAAUCAAAUUACUACUAGACAAAGGCCACGUGGGCCUAAGCUAGAUGAUCAAUGAGGAGUGUUUAUGCUGUGGCA